Molecule: messenger RNA, 571 nt
Organism: Gadus macrocephalus (Pacific cod)
Lineage: Eukaryota; Metazoa; Chordata; Actinopteri; Gadiformes; Gadidae
Product: histone H2B 1/2-like
Exons: 1
Coding region: 53-430 (125 amino acids)
Cellular component (GO): nucleosome
Molecular function (GO): protein heterodimerization activity; structural constituent of chromatin; DNA binding
Source: RefSeq, a predicted model, not a curated record
UGCAUAAAAAUAGGAUUCAGAGGGUGUCUGAGCGUCCGCAUCGACUCCAAUCAUGCCUGAUGCUGUAGCAAAACCCGCGCCCAAGAAGGGCUCAAAGAAAGCCGUCUCCAAGACUGCCGUCAAGGGAGGCAAGAAACGCAGAAAGACCAGGAAGGAGAGUUACGCCAUCUACGUUUACAAGGUGCUGAAGCAGGUCCACCCCGACACUGGCAUCUCCUCCAAGGCGAUGGGAAUCAUGAACUCCUUCGUCAACGACAUCUUCGAGCGUAUCGCCGGUGAGGCCUCCCGCCUUGCUCACUACAACAAGCGCUCCACCAUCACCUCCCGGGAGAUCCAAACCGCCGUACGCCUGCUGCUCCCCGGUGAGCUGGCCAAGCACGCCGUGUCUGAGGGCACCAAGGCUGUGACAAAGUACACCAGCUCCAAGUAAACUCGACCCACGAAUGCAACCCAAACGGUCCUUUUAAGGACCACCCAAUUCCGCUUAAAAGAGCCUUCCUCCACUCAAUGAUCAUGUUCUCUACUGGAAAUGUUUAUACUGACUGAUGUAUAGGCUUCAAUUGUAUUUAUG